Messenger RNA from Rhinichthys klamathensis goyatoka, 3784 nucleotides. It is a transcript of the gene sh2d3ca, whose product is annotated as SH2 domain containing 3Ca. The transcript has 13 exons. The record is from RefSeq and is a predicted model, not a curated record. Bases 112 to 2916 code for a protein of 934 amino acids. Gene Ontology annotation, biological process: small GTPase-mediated signal transduction; positive regulation of peptidyl-serine phosphorylation. Gene Ontology annotation, molecular function: guanyl-nucleotide exchange factor activity; phosphotyrosine residue binding. Lineage: Eukaryota; Metazoa; Chordata; Actinopteri; Cypriniformes; Leuciscidae.
AAGUGCACGCUUCUAUAUGUACACACACACACACACACACAACACACCUACAAGAGCCAGAAGUGAGGACCUGUGGCCCCCCAUCCCGGAAAAACACAAGAGUCAGAGACCAUGAUCAAACGCAAACUGAGCUUCAAGUGGUUUGGUAGCCUCACCAACCUCCGGCGUAAAUCGGAUGCCCAGAAGGAGGACAGAUCCGUCAAAGAGCUGGCCGCUGACGAUAUGGGCAUGAGUCCACGGAGCCAGAGCUACGCCAGCUCCAGUGAAAUGUACACGCACAUGGGUACCAUGCCACGUCACCCGAAGAAGGACAAAGGCUUGAAGAAGAGCAAGUCCAAGGACAAGGACAAGGACAAGAACAACCUCAGUCGGAGUCAAAGCACGAGACCUUCACAAGACCAUGUGUUUGAUUCACCCCUUCUCAGCGUACUUCAGGGCCUGGAGGUCCUGGAAAACCCCAUUAUGGAGGACAAGUUAACUGCUGGGACUAGAGACAGUCACAUCCAGUAUCGUGACCUUCCAACUCCACCAACUGUGGAUGGACACUCAACAAAGCUGGAAGAUGAACAUAAGGAGCCUGUAGCUGACUCCAAGAUACAUGUCGAUCCACCGAGUGCAUAUCUAGAGCCUUCACCCGAUCUAUGUUUGAGCAAAGAGUCAAACGUCCAGCCAAUCCUGCCCAGGAAAAAACAUAGAGAAGAUACCUCUGUGAAGGGUGCUGGGAUGGACAGUGACUUGAUUCAGUUGCCUCUGAAGAUGAGCAGCCAGAUGGAGCAGAAGACCGCAGUUAGAGAGGAUCCUGAUAUAGAAUCAGACUGUACACAGGAAAAGAUGGAGCCUAACAGACAGCUGGACACCACAGACAACCAAGGAGAAUACGUGGAAUUCUCCAAGGAGAAGUACCUGCUGGAGUCGCCCCCGGAGAAGCUCAGGAAGGAGCUGGAGGAGGAACUCAAACUCAGUAGCAGUGACAUGAGGAGCCACGGCUGGUACCAUGGCCAUAUUCCACGAGAGGCUUCAGAAACGUUGGUUCUACGAAGCGGCGACUUCCUCGUACGGGACUCCCUGUCGACCGUGGGCGACUAUGUGCUCACGUGUCGCUGGCAACAGGAAGUGAUCCACUGUCGGAUCAGUAAAGUCCUGGUCAAAAGCGGACAAACCAAAAUCCAGUACAUGCUGGAGCAUGAGAGCUUCGACUCUGUCCCCACACUGGUCAGGCACCAUGCUGGCACGGGUCGCCCCGUGUGCCCGCGCACCGGAGCCCAACUGCUGUGUCCGGUCAACCGAACGCUGCCGCUGAGGUACCUGGAGGCGACGUUUGCUUUAGCUGGUGGAAGACCAGGAUCUGCACAUUCACCAUCGGCCCAGAGGGGGGCGCACAUCAAGAGGCGCAGUGUUACUAUGACCGAUGGACUGACCACAGAGAAGAUCAUUCCUCACAGUGCCGCCCAGUCUGCAGAGCCAGAUGAGCCUCAGACAGUCGAGCCAGAGGUGAAACCAGCGGAGGGCAGCAGCUGCCCCUCUACGGUGCACCAUAAGGAUGCGAUGAGGAACUGUGCCAUGAGCAUGGAUCAGAUCCAAGAGUACCGCUGCCCGCUGUCCCCUGUGGGGGAAACCCCUCUGUCCCCUGCCUACAGCUCCAUUUCCCGCCACAGGCAUGGCUCAGGUGGGCGUGUCCUCGCCGUGAUCCCGCCCUCUCCAGUGAUGCGGCGCUCCAGCGAUCCUCAUCUCUCGCCGUCCUCCUCCAAUAACAACCUCCCCUGCUCGGACACGCCCCCUAGCACAUACUCCACGCCUGCCCACGGGUACUCAUCCGAGAGUUCGGAGCAGGGCGGCAGCUACUGCGAGCUGAGACCCGGACAAGCCCCCACUCCUCCCUGCAAGAGCUACGUGGAGAGGCUGAGGGUGGAGGAGGGCCAAACCCCGGGCCCUGGAGCCCCAGAUGGGGUGGAGGGCUUCAUGCUCCCCCUGGUGGAGACCAGCUCCUCCUUCAUGCCGGGGAAAUACCAGUCCACUCUUCUGCCAGCUGAGAAUAAACCUCUGGAGAUGAGUGUGUUGAAGAGGGUGAAGGAGCUGCUGGCGGAGGUGGAUCCCAAAACAGCCGCCAAGCACAUCACCAUGGCCGACUGCAUGGUUGCUAGGAUACUGGGCGUUACCAAGGAGAUGCAGAGGAUGAUGGGAGUGAGCUCAGGCCUGGAGUUGCUGACUCUUCCUCAUGGACACCAGCUGAGACUGGAUCUGCUGGAGAGGUUUUACACCAUGUCUAUAAUGAUGGCGGUGGACUUGUUGGGCUGUACGGGCAGCACAGAGGAGAGAGCCGCGCUCCUGCAUAAAACCAUCCAGCUGGCGGCUGAACUCAAGAGCAACAUGGGCAACAUGUACGGGUUCGCUGCGGUCAUGAGAGCCCUGGAGCUGCCGCAGAUCUCACGGCUGGAGCAGACGUGGAUAACCCUGAGACAGAGACACACAGAAGGGGCCAUCCUCUAUGAGAAGAAGCUCAAGCCGUUCCUCAAGGCCAUGAAUGAUGGGAAAGAGAGCUGUGUCCUCUCCAACACCUCUUUCCCUCACGUGGUGCCGGUGUUGUCCCUGCUGGAGCGCGGUGUGGCGGCCGGGGAGGCGCUGGAGUCGUGGGAGAGCGUGGAGUCUGGUGUGGACGUGGUCAUGAGUCACCUGGAGGCGGCGCGCACCAUCGCUCACCACGGGGGACUGUACCGCACCAACACUGAGAGCAAACUACAGGAUUUCCAGGAGCGGAAGGAGGUUCUGGAAAUCUUCUGUACAGAGUUUCAGAUGAGGCUUUUAUGGGGCAGUCGUGGCUCGGAAGGAAGUCAGGCCGAGCGCUAUGAGAAGUUUGACAAGGUCCUCACCGCUCUGUCCCACAAGCUAGAACCUCCUGUACGACACAGUGAAUUAUAGCACCCCCACCCCCACAAAAUGGUAUGUUCCCUGACCCAUCUGCCACUCCUACUCCUGGAUCGGACCAUUAUGCUUUUCUUUUUUUUGGGGGGGGGGGGCCUUACAGGCAGCGAUGGAGAACAUGACAAUGAGGGACUCAUGCAAAACAAUGCACAAAAGGGGACAGGCUUUAUGCGAGCAUGAUAGCGCCCCCUAAAGAACACAACGUGAACUACACGGCAAGGGAAUGAAAUAAAAAUCUAAAGCCAAAAUCUCUUCUUCAGUGACGGUGACCAAGGGCACUUCCUUUUCAAAAAGAGAGAAUGUGAUGAAGUUGACUUUAACCCAAAUGGGUCUGAAUCCUGUUUCAUGUGAAUCCACGAUUUUGUUCCCAUCAGCUUCGAAGAGCAAAGAUGUCUUGCAGAGGUGACGCGUCUCCGUACCGGAGAUGAGACUGCACUGACGUUACAUAGUCACCAUUUAUUGCUGGAAUAGACUGAACACUCACUCACUUGUCACAUGUCUGAAUGUAAGUUGCCAAAUCAUUCAUUCAAACGGAUAUCUGCUGGAUAAAGAGUCUUAUUUUUGACUUUUUUUCGGUACUGUCAUGACUUUAUUGGUCGAAAUGGAGUUGACAGUUACUGUGAGGAAUUGGGCCUUCAUUUUUGAGUGUCUAACAGAUGCUCACAUUCACACUCUCCAAGUUUAUUUUUGUCUAAAGGGGUCAUAUCAAAGUUUCCUUUGUGUUUGGAAUAGGGUUCAUUUUGUAACUUUCAGAACAUAAAACUCCAGUGCAAAGAGAGCAUUUAUUGAAACUAAAUAGCAAAAUUGGGUACUGACUCCUGAAGUUCAUUAGCAUAAGACCGCCCACUUUACACAUCAACAUUAC